AUGCCAGCCCAAAUUACCGGCCCUAUGCCAGCCAGCAUCCCGAUUCAUGUCGGUGGCGACCAGAGUAACAACUACCGCAAGCACCACAAACACUCACGAUCAUCCUACUCAGAGUCGUCUCCCCUGGCCAACUCUAGAAACAACUCGUUGACUUUCCGCCCGCCGAAGCGACACAUGUCAACUCCAGACAAGACCAUCGCUAUUACCAACGCAAGCGGCCGCCAGGCUGCGUCCCUGAUCCGUGUCGCUACAGCCGUCGGAUAUCGCGUUCGAGCACAGCUGAGAAAUCUUGAGGGAGUUGUUGCAACCGAGGUCUCGACAAACCCAAACGUGACGGUAUUUGUGGGUGAGCUGUAUACUAGACACAAUCCUACGAAUGAAAACAAGGAUGUCACGCAAAAUGGUCCGAUUGCCGGUGUCGGUGUCAACCAUGACCUGAUAACAAAUCUCUUUCGUGGCGCACAACUGGCCUUCAUAAACACCACCUUUUACGGCGACGAAGUCCAAAUCGGUAUGGCGCUGGCCGACGCAGCGAAGGACGCGGGUGUCCAGCACUACAUCUACUCGUCAAUGCCUGACCACAAGGCCUAUAACAAGGACUGGCCUUCUUUGCCACUUUGGGCGGCAAAGCAUGAGGUGGAGGAGUAUGUUCGAAAGCUGGACCUCCCUGCGACCUUUGUUUACACGGGCAUUUAUAACAACAACUUCACGUCGUUGCCGUAUCCGUUGUUUUGCAUGGAACUCCAAGAAGACGGGUCUUUCAUCUGGCAAGCACCCUUUCACGAGGACGCCAAGCUCCCUUGGCUGGACGCGGAACAUGACGUUGGGCCGGCAAUCGUACAGCUGUUCAAGGAUGGAGUCUCGAAAUGGAAGGGCGAGAGGAUUGCCCUGGCCUAUGAAUAUCUGACGCCCAAAGAAGCCUGCAGGCUGUUUGCAAGAGGCGUCGGUCGUCCCGUGCACUACGUCCGCGGGCCCAUUGAGGUCAAGGUUCAGAUACCCACCGGCUACCGAGAACAACUGGAGGCACUGGAGAAGCUGUUCAAGCUCGGUGAGCAGGACCCGAAAAGGCAAGCCCCUUAUUUUGGGGACAUGAAACUCGAGAUCAGCUGCCCCACAGAAGCCCUUGAGCUCUGGGAAGGGCCCCGAGGACUGGAGGAGUACGCGCGAGAAAUGUUCCCUCUCGAAGAGGAGGCCAACGGACUCACGUGGAUGCUGGACGAGGACGAAAUCGAGCAGAGGGCCGCCGCCGACGAUAAGCUCAACGCCACAACAACAUCCGUGGAACAGUUGAGGCUCCACGACGAGAACGAGGAUGACGGUUCGGACGACGAAGACGAAGGCCUCGUCAUGAGAGGCCUGAAGCGAGACGAAGAACAAUGGUUGGCAUAG
Messenger RNA from Metarhizium album ARSEF 1941, 1389 nucleotides. RefSeq names its product nitrogen metabolite repression-(nmr)-responsible protein. Lineage: Eukaryota; Fungi; Ascomycota; Sordariomycetes; Hypocreales; Clavicipitaceae. The record is from RefSeq and is a predicted model, not a curated record. The transcript has a single exon. The coding region runs from base 1 to 1389 and encodes 462 amino acids.